UCCACCACUGCUCACACUCUUCGAUAAAAGCUGGCUUUCAGGCUGUGCUCAUCCUUACUCGCAAGAGCCAGAUCAGUUGCACCAAUGGCUCAAGACGGAGUGCAGUACUGUCACUCAGAGAAAGACUUUAUCUUGUCUCCUCACAGUAAGAAGGUUCCUAAAAGGAUGGCAUCCCUCCUGGAGAUGAAAGAAAUCUUCCGCAAUGCUGAUGCAGUAUGCUUUGAUGUGGACAGCACAGUCAUCAGGGAAGAAGGCAUUGAUGAGCUCGCGAAGUUCUGUGGAGUUGGAGAUGCUGUCGCAGAGAUGACCCGCAGAGCUAUGGGUGGCACUGUGACGUUCAAAGCAGCUUUAACGGCACGACUAGGUCUCAUACGUCCCUCCUAUGAGCAAGUGCAAAAACUAAUAUCUGACAACCCACCUCAGCUAACACCAGGAAUAAGGGAGCUGGUGAGCAGGCUUCAUCAACGAGGGGUCCAGGUCUUCUUGGUCUCCGGGGGAUUUCAGAGCAUUGUGGAGCAUGUGGCCUUGCAGCUGAACAUCCCGACAGCAAACGUCUUUGCCAACAGGCUGAAGUUUUACUUUAAUGGAGAAUACGCAGGAUUUGAUGAAACACAACCAACAGCUGAAUCAGGGGGGAAAGGAAAGGUUAUUACUCAUCUGAAGGAACAGUUCCACUUUAAGAAAGUAGUUAUGAUUGGAGAUGGAGCUACAGACAUGGAAGCCUGUCCUCCUGCUGACUGCUUCAUCGGAUUUGGAGGAAAUGUAAUCAGAAAGCAAGUGAAGGAGAAAGCUAAAUGGUACAUUACUCACUUUGACGAACUGCUAAAGGAACUGGAAGAACGAUAAAUUAUACAAUAAAGUAAUAUAUUUAACAACUAUAAAGCCAUUAUACAAUGCAAUUAAACAUAUAUUUGUUUGCAAA
Messenger RNA from Grus americana (Whooping crane), 922 nucleotides. RefSeq names its product phosphoserine phosphatase (gene PSPH). The coding region runs from base 85 to 846 and encodes 253 amino acids. Gene Ontology annotation, biological process: L-serine biosynthetic process; dephosphorylation. Gene Ontology annotation, molecular function: magnesium ion binding; L-phosphoserine phosphatase activity. Gene Ontology annotation, cellular component: cytoplasm. The record is from RefSeq and is a predicted model, not a curated record. Lineage: Eukaryota; Metazoa; Chordata; Aves; Gruiformes; Gruidae. The transcript has 5 exons.